CUCACGCGGUUCCYUGGCCAGACGUCCUGCUGCAAAAUUUUGCUUUGUCAUUCUUGGGAUUUGUCAAGAACUUCAGACUAUUCUCAACAAAGAUGAGUUCAAAAGUUGCUGUGGUUACAGGAUCCAACAAGGGAAUUGGCUUUGCAAUUGUUCGAUCAUUGUGCAAGCAAUUCAAUGGCACAGUAAUUCUGACAGCUCGCAAUGAAGAACUAGGAAAAGAAGCUGUCAAAAAGCUUCAAGAGGAAGGUCUUAAGCCARCAUUCCAUCAGUUGGAUAUUUGUUCAAGUGAAAGUAUCCAAAGGCUCAAGGAAUAUCUUCAAAAGACUUUUGGUGGACUUGAUAUCUUAAUCAAUAAUGCUGGUAUGGCUUACAAGAAUGCAUCAACUGCCCCAGAUGCAGAACAAGCAGARGUUACAUCGAGAACAAACUUCACAGGCACGUUGGAUAUUUCUAAUGCUCUGUUUCCAUUGUUGAGGCCACAUGCCAGAGUAGUCAAUGUUGCAUCACGUGCAGGUUUACUAAGGAAUAUAAGCAACCAAGAAUUGAAAAACAAGUUCACCUCUCAAAGCCUGACUGAGGAUGAACUCAAAGACCUUGUAGCUCAAUAUGUGAGGGUUGUUAAAGAUGGUUCAUAUAUUGAAAAAGGAUGGCCAAAAUCAAAGUAUUCCCUAUCAAAAAUAGCUGUUAUUGCACUGACUAAACUCCAUGCCAGGCAAAUGAGUAAAGAUCARAGGGAAGACAUUCUUGUUAACUGYUGUUGUCCAGGAUGGGUACGCACAGACAUGGCUGGACCUAAUGCAAAAUUGACAAUAGAUGAAGGUGCUGUUACUCCUGUUUACUUAGCCCUCUUGCCAGAGGGGUCUGGUUACAAUGGAGAAUUCUUUGCAGAAAAAGCUGUGAUUGAGUGGUGAUUCAGUUCGGUGAUUCUGAUGAUGCUAAUGAAACAUUUACAACAGUUGCAUCAGUCAUAACAGCUCAGUGUAUUAGGUACAAAAAUUAGGACAGUAUAUCAAUGUGAAUAUUGGAAUAUUCUGUGAGAAUACAAAGGUAACUAAUGUUGAAAAGUUGAAAUCUCUAACAGAAAUGUAAAUCAGCUUCAUAAAUUAAAUGUCUACCAGUGAAUGAUA
Messenger RNA from Exaiptasia diaphana, 1127 nucleotides. Its product is annotated as carbonyl reductase [NADPH] 1. The transcript has 9 exons. Gene Ontology annotation, molecular function: carbonyl reductase (NADPH) activity. The coding region runs from base 93 to 911 and encodes 272 amino acids. NCBI's taxonomy places the organism in Eukaryota, Metazoa, Cnidaria, Anthozoa, Actiniaria, Aiptasiidae. The record is from RefSeq and is a predicted model, not a curated record.